Messenger RNA from Vicia villosa (hairy vetch), 855 nucleotides. RefSeq names its product putative F-box/FBD/LRR-repeat protein At5g25850. Bases 1 to 855 code for a protein of 284 amino acids. The transcript has 2 exons. NCBI's taxonomy places the organism in Eukaryota, Viridiplantae, Streptophyta, Magnoliopsida, Fabales, Fabaceae. The record is from RefSeq and is a predicted model, not a curated record.
AUGGAUAUUGAGGAGGAGGAAGAUAACUCUCGUGAUAAAGAGAAAGAAGAUAGUCUAUCAAAUGUGGAUGAUCUUCCCUUAGCUUGGAGAACCUCAAAGGAUCAUCCAAUCGAUAAUAUUCUUAGUGAUAUCACAAAUAGUGUUACAACACGCUCCAAGAUAAGUAAUUUUUGUCAUCAUUUUGGUUUUUCUCCGCAAGUUGAACCGAAAAACGCCAAAGAAGCAUUACUUGAUGAGCAUUGGCUAAUGGUCAUGCAAGACGAAUUAAAUUUGUUUAAGAGAAAGGAUGUUUGGGACCUUGUCCCUCAUCCGGGAAAACAUCAAAGUUUCCUUACCCUACAAAUGGAUAGGGUCAGUACUUUUCUCGAAACUAAGGAGGUACUUAGUACUAGUGCUCUUUUUAAGAGGUGGAUUGAUAUAUGGCACUCAGUUCCUACCCUUAGAGUCUUGGAAGAAAUAGGUGAUAGAGAAACUGAUUUCUGGAUAACCAAGAUUUCCUGCUCGGUUCUGCUCUCUCUUAAUCCUAUUAAGAGUUGCACACUCUACCUCUCGUAUACUGAUCAUGAGGUUGGCCGUCUUGAGUUUUCAAAGGUCGUAAAAUGGAUCAAUUUUGUGGUAGAACGCAACGUCAAGUUCAUCGAUUUAGCAUGUGCCAUAUCAGAUAUUGCUUGUCUCAAAUUGCCUAAUAGCAUUCUAAGCUUCCAGACCCUUAUUGAUCUCGAGUUGCUUUUCUUUGUUGUUAAGGAUAUUUUUUCCAUUAGUCUCCCCUCCCUCAAAACCCUUCGUUUGGAAUAUAUUACCUUCUCGAAUGUUCAAGGUUUCUUAUGGCUUCUGGAUGGAUGUCCCAAUCUUUAG